Podarcis muralis (Common wall lizard) is the source of this 3753-nucleotide messenger RNA. Lineage: Eukaryota; Metazoa; Chordata; Lepidosauria; Squamata; Lacertidae. The record is from RefSeq and is a predicted model, not a curated record.
AUGCAAUGUGCCAUAUGCUUUCAUUACAGUGUAGUGACAAAAUAUUACCAGCAUGUCCUAGCCUUGGUGUUUGCAGUGAAGGAGAUUAAUGAGGAUCCCAAGAUCUUACCAAAUGUUACAUUAGGAUUUAAUAUCUAUGACAGCUACUUCAAUAAAAAGAUGACCUACCAAACUACCAUGAACCUUGUUUUUAAAGUGAAGGAAAUGAUACCAAACUACAAGUGUGAUAUAAAGAAGAAUCUGAUAGCUGUCAUUGGGGGACUUGACUCUGAAACCUCCCUUUGCAUGGCUACCAUCUUAAGCACCUAUAAGAUUCCUCAGAGUAUGAAAACCCAGUUCCCUUUCAACUACCGUGUGGUUCCCAAUGAAGAGUAUCAGUACCAUUUGAUUACCCAAUUACUUCUGCAUUUCCAGUGGACAUGGGUUGGGAUUGUUACAUCGGGCAAUGAUAAAGGAGAGAAUUUUGUGCAGACCUUGGUUCCAAAGCUUUCCCAGAAUGGAAUCUGUUUAGCUUUUACUGACAGAAUGCCAUCCCUUACAGACUUUUCUGAAUUACUUAAUGAGGACCGUACAAGAAGGGAUAUGGCAUUCUUUCUUAAAAACCAAAAAGCAAAAGCAGUAAUUGUAUUUGCAGAAACUUUAUCUAUACUUCAUUUGAUAUUCUUGCUGUAUCAAAUACAAACAGCAAAUAUGGUAGAGACUCUAGGAAGAGUAUGGAUCUUGACAGCUGAAUGGGACUUUCCAGCAGUACAGUUGUACAGAAACUGGAGUAUAGAAGUCUUUCAGGGAGCCUUGUCUUUUGCUGUUCAUACCAAUCAGAUAGAGGAAUUUCAACAUUUCCUUCAGUCUUUAAAUCCUUACUCACUCCGUGGAGACAGUUUUAUCAAGGACUUCUGGGAGCAGGCCUUUGACUGCUUACUUUCAGAUUCCCAGGAGUUUGUAGAGAGCAAUGGAACUUGCACAGGUCAGGAAAAGCUGGAGAGCCUUCCAGGACCAUUUUUUGAAAUGAGCAUGACUCCCCAAAGCUACAGUAUAUACAACGCUGCCUACGUGUUAGCCCAUGCUUUACAUGCAAUGUAUGCAUUGAAUCUGAAGCACAAAGCAGUGGCAGCACUUCCAAACUCACAACCAUGGCAGCUUCAUCACUUCUUGAGGAGAAUCUUUUUUAAUAACAGCAUUGGUGACCUAGUGUCUUUGAAUGAGAAAGGUGAAUUAGAAAGUGGAUUUGAUAUUAUAAACUGGGUUACUUUCCCAAAUGGAUCUUUCAUGAAGGUGAAAGUAGGGAGGAUGGAUCCAUGGGGAGGCAGACAGUUCACCAUUAAUGAGGAUAUCAUCACAUGGGACAAAGUGUUUAAGCAGAUACCGCCUUCCUCUGUGUGUAAUAACGUGUGUCAUCCUGGGUUUGUGAGAAAAAAGAAGGAGGGGGAGCCAUUCUGUUGCUACGAUUGUGAUGCAUGUGCACAAGGGAAGAUUUCUAACCCAAAAGCGAUGGACAAAUGUAUAAAAUGUCCAGAAGAUCAGUAUCCAAAUGAAGAGCAAGAUGGAUGUCUCCCCAAGAUCUUACACUUUCUUUCUUAUGAUGAAAAGUUGAGCAUCACUUUAGCUUUCAUGGCAUUUUCAUUUUCUGUGCUCACAGCUUUGAUGCUAUCAAUAUUCAUUAAAUACCAGAAAACUCCCAUUGUCAAAGCCAACAAUCGUGGCCUCACAUUUACUCUGCUCCUCGCCCUCUUGCUUUGCUUCCUCUGCUCCUUGCUGUUCUUUGGAAAGCCUCAUUCAGUGACCUGCCUUCUAAGGCAAACAGCUUUUGGCAUCGUCUUCACUGUGGCUGUUUCUUCUGUGUUGGCAAAAACCAUCACAGUGAUUUUGGCAUUCAUGGCCACACGACCAGGAUCCAGGAUGAGGAACUGGGUGGGGAAAAGACUGGCAGCUUCUAUUGUUUUCUCCUGCUCCCUCAUUCAAGGAUCUCUUUGUACUGUGUGGCUCCUUACUGCUCCUCCAUUCCCACAUUUGGACAUGGACACUUUGGCUAAAGAAAUUGUGGUUGAAUGUAAUGAAGGCUUUGUCCCUAUGUUUUAUUCUGUUCUUGGGUACCUUGGAUUUCUGGCUCUUGUCAGCUUUGUUGUGGCUUUUCUUGCUAGGGACUUGCCCAGUACUUUUAAUGAAGCCAAGUUCAUCACUUUUAGCAUGUUGGUGUUUUGCAGUGUGUGGGUCUCUUUUGUGCCAACUUACCUGAGCGCAAAGGGAAAAUACAUGGUGGCUGUGGAGAUCUUCUCCAUCUUAGCCUCUAGUGCUGGUUUAUUGGGUUGUAUAUUUGCCCCAAAAUGUUAUAUAAUUUUAUUGAGGCCUGAGCUGAACAGCAAGGAGCACUUAAAACGGAGAAAGAAUGUAGUGACAAAAUAUUACCAGCAUGUCCUAGCCUUGGUGUUUGCAGUGAAGGAGAUUAAUAAGGAUCCCAAGAUCUUACCAAAUGUUACAUUAGGAUUUAAUAUCUAUGACAGCUACUUCAAUCAAAAGAUGACCUACCAGACUACAUUGAACCUUCUUUUUAAAGUGCAAGGAAUGGUACCCAACUACAAGUGUGAUACAAAGAAGAAUCUGAUAGCUGUCAUUGGGGGACUUGACUCUGAAACCUCCCUUUGCAUGGCUACCAUCUUAAGCACCUAUAAGAUUCCUCAGGUCUCUUAUUUCUUAUUUGGUUCCUCUCAGAGUAUGAAAACCCAGUUCCCUUUCAUCUACCGUGUGGUUCCUAAUGAAGAGAAUCAGUACUAUUUGAUUAUCCAAUUACUUCUGCAUUUCCAGUGGACAUGGGUUGGCAUCGUUACAUCAGGCAAUGAUAAAGGAGAGAAUUUUAUGCAGACCUUGGUUCCAAAGCUUUCCCAGAAUGGCAUCUGUUCGGCUUUCACUGACAGAAUGCCAUCCCCGACAGACUUUUCUAAAUUGCUUAAUGAGUACCAUACAAAAGGGGAUAUGGCCUGCUUUGUUAAAAACCACAAAGCAAAAGCAAUUAUUGUAUUUGCAGAAACUUUAUCUAUGCUUCAUUUGAUAUUAUUGCUGUAUCAAAUACAAACUGUGAAUAAGGUAGAGACAUAUUUAGGAAGAGUAUGGAUCUUGACAGCUGAAUGGGACUUCCCAGCAGUACAGUUUAACAAAAAAUGGAGUAUAGAAGUCUUUCAUGGAGCCCUGUCUGUUGCUGUUCACACCAAUCAGAUAGAGGAAUUUCAUCAUUUCAUUCAGCCUUUAAAUCCUUACUCACUCAGUGGAGACAGUUUUAUUAAGGACUUUUGGCAGCAGGCCUUUGACUGCUUACUUCUGAAUUCCCAGGAGUCUGUAGAGAGCAAUGGAACUUGCACCGGUCAGGAAAAGCUGGCGAGUCUCCCAGGACCAUUUUUUGAAAUGAGCAUGACUCCCCAAAGCUACAGUAUAUACAAUGCUGCCUACGUGUUAGCCUAUGCUUUACAUGCAAUGUAUGCAUUGAAUCUGAAGCACAAAGCAGUGGCAGCACUUCCAAACUCACAACCAUGGCAGCUUCAUCACUUCUUGAGGAGAAUCUUUUUUAAUAACAGCAUUGGCGACCAGGUGUCUCUGAAUGAGAAAGGUGAAUUAGAAAGUGGAUUUGAUCUUAUAAACUGGGUUACUUUCCCAAAUCGAUCUUUCAUGAAGGUGAAAGUAGGGAGGAUGGAUCCAUGGGGAGGCAGACAGUUCACCAUUAAUGAGGAAAUCAUCACAUGGGACAAAGUGUUUAAGCAGGCCUAA